This is a messenger RNA of Tetranychus urticae (two-spotted spider mite), 1770 nucleotides long. RefSeq names its product sialin-like. Lineage: Eukaryota; Metazoa; Arthropoda; Arachnida; Trombidiformes; Tetranychidae. Gene Ontology annotation, molecular function: transmembrane transporter activity. The record is from RefSeq and is a predicted model, not a curated record. Gene Ontology annotation, biological process: transmembrane transport.
AAUUGAACGAACCUUGUCAAUCAUCAAUUGUUUUUGAUAGAGUUUGCUUUUAAAUAAACUGUGAAAACUUUCGUAACAAUCGACUUUUAAUUUGUGUAAACAUUCAAAAAAUGACUGUAUCACGACUCAGUUCCCGUCGAGCCAGCAUUGCUUCAAUUAAAUCAGUGAUUAAGAAUGUGGCCCGAUUCCGAUGGUUAAUAUUCAUGCUUGGAAACAUCGCUAGUUUUGCCAAUACUGUGAUUGCAACAAGCUUAAGUUUAACAAUCGUUGCUAUGAUUGAGAAAGAUCCAACCAACUCAACACAACUCUUGGAUGCAAAUGGUACAUCAACAGUCAAAAUUGCGCCAAUAUCAACGGGUAAAAUUCAUGUUGACUGGACAAGUGUGGAUAAAGAUCGUAUGCUUCAAGCAGGGUUCUGGGGAAUUUUGGCGAUAUCAUUGUUUAGUGGUCGCAUUUGUGAACUAUUUGGUCCAAGGAAAGUUGUAUCGUUGGCUUUAGCAUUCGUAGGAUUUACCAACAUGCUGUUUCCCUUGAUAGCAAAGCACAGUUUUCUUGGUGCUUACCUGGUUAAAGUUAUCCAAGGGAUUUGUGCUGGAUUGAUUCCACCUUCACUCUUUGUGAUGAUCUCUCGAUGGUCCACUUCAAGUGAAAGGACUUUGUCAAACUCAGUGGUAAUAUCUGGUGGUGCGAUUGGUAGUCUUGUUGGCCUUCCAUUUGCCGGUAUUUUGGUUAGUUCCAGUUUCCUUGGUGGUUGGCCUUCAGUCUUUUACCUCUUUGGUGGACUUAAUGUGAUCAUAGCCAUUGCUUGGUAUAUUAUCAUCUAUGACACUCCCGAGGAACAUCCAUAUUUAAGUGCUGAAGAGUUGGAAGAAAUACUUUCCAACCGUACACUCAAAUCAAGCGAUAAAAUUGAUGUACCUUGGCGAAAAAUGUUGACAUCAUUACCAGUAAUUGCUCAUCUUGUUCCUAGUUUUACUUAUGGCUGGAUUAGUGCUGUUGUUGGCGCUCAGAUUCCUUCGUUUUACGAAGAGGUUCUUGGGUUUUCACACACAGCGAAUGGGUUUUUGUCGAGUCUUCCCUGGUUGCUAUCAACGUUAAUUUCUAUUCUUGGAAGUACAAUUGCUGAUAAAUUGCGUCGAACUAAUCGCUUCUCUACAGCAGUAAUUCGAAAAACUUUUACCCUUAUUGGUUUAGGUACAGUAUCUUGUGGACUGGUUGCAAUUACCCUUCUUGGUAAAAGACGAACGGCUGUUGUACUAACCUUGUCAAUUGCCAAAGGAAUGGGAAGUUUAGUUAUUGCUGGUGCUGGUGCAAAUCAUCUCGACAUUGCACCGUCAUUUGCUGGGACUUUGGGUGGCUUUGCAUCAGUGUUACACAGUUUGUCAUCAUUGGCUGCCAAUGAAGGUGCAGCUCAGAUCGUUGGGAAUGAAACAACAGCUCAAAAUUGGUACUAUUUCUUUUACUUGAGCGCAGCCAUAAACGUUGUUGGAGUAAUCGUGUUUUGCCUCUUUGGUUCAGGAGAAACACAAAGUUGGGAUCCUUCAUCAGUUCCUAAGCAAAGUAAUACAAAUAAUUCAAGUUUAAAGUCACAAAACAUUACUAAGGGAAAUACAGAAAAUAAUAAUCAAAUAGUCAUAGAAUCUCUUGAAAGCUAUAAUUCAAACAAAGAUCAUAUUGACUCUUAAGCUAACAUUAUGCAUAAUGUUGUUUUAAUUUGUUAAUUGCAUUCGUUUAUAUCCAAAAUAAAUUAAAAAAAUGUUUCAUUUUGAA